AUGGGCGCAACCCCUUUCCAUCGCUCCAUCCUCGAGGUCCGGCUACCAAAGCACUUUGAUAAGCCAACGGACAUGAGGUAUGAUGGAACACAAGACCCACAGGAGCACCUGACGGCCUUCGAGGCCAGAAUGAAUUUGGAAGGGGUAGGCGAAGAAGUUAGGUGUCGCGCUUUCCCGGUCACCCUGGCAGGACCUGCAAUACGGUGGUUUAACAGCCUCCCGCAAGGCUCCGUCGCCAAGUUCUUGGACAUUAGCCACGCUUUCUUGGCCCAAUUCACGACCCGAAUCGCGAAGGCGAAGCACCCAAUCAACUUACUCGGGGUGACGCAAAGGCCUAGGGAGCCGACCAGAAAAUACCUGGAUCGGUUCAACGACGAGUGUUUAGAGAUUGACGGCCUAAUCGACUCGGUGGCCAGUUUGUGCUUAACGAACGGACUUCUGAACGAGGAUUUCAGAAAGCAUCUCACCACGAAGCCGGUAUGGACGAUGCAAGAGAUCCAAGGCGUGACCAAGGAGUAUAUCAAUGAUGAAGAAGUCAGUCAAGUGGUGGCGGCCAACAAACGGCAGCCCGUCAACAACCAAGCCCGGCAGCACGGUAGUGGGAAAAGGCAGAAGGAGCACACCAAAGACGGAGUGCCGACCAAGACAUUCCCCCGAAUAGGAAGAUUUACCAACUAUACCCCCCUCGCAGUCCCCAUUGUGGAAGUUUACCAGCAGAUAGUCGAGAAGGGGAUCUUAUCUAGGCCCCGACCCCUAAAGGACAGAACGGGAGGGAAUAAAAGCCUCUAUUGUGAUUAUCACAAGGGCUAUGGACACAAGACACAGGACUGCUUUGACUUAAAAGAUGCGCUGGAGCAGGCAAUCUGGGAUGGAAAGCUAGCCGAGUUCUCCCACCUCAUCAGGGAACCGAGGAGACGUGACCGGGACCGAGAUGGAGAGGACAAAAACCGCGCGGUAAAACGACGCCAAGAGCCCGAGGACAAUGAGCGCGGCCUCACCAUAGUAAAUGUGGUAAUUGGAAGAGACGUGGCUCUGAGGUCGAAGUCAACACACAAAAAGGAUGCCAAAGUCCUAACGGUCUCGUCAUCUAGCCCCACGCCAAAUUCUAAGAGGACCCCACCCAUAUCAUUCGGUCCAGAUGACCAAUGGUUUGAUGAGAUCACGGAAAACCCUCCAAUUGUCAUCACGGCCAGAGUGGGAACCGGCUUGGUCAAGAAGAUCCUCGUGGACACUGGCGCUGACUCGAAUAUUAUGUUCCGCAACGUGUUCGAUGCCCUAGGCCUCCAAGAUGCCGAUUUAAAGACUCACCAGCAUGGCGUAGUAGGCUUGGGCGACCACUUCAUCAAGCCUGAUGGAGUAAUCUCCCUACAUAUAUCCAUAGGGUUGAGACAAGGAAAAAGGUCGGUAAUGGCGGAGUUCGUGGUCCUCCGAGACUCCACAGCCUACAACAUCAUUCUUGGGAGAAAGACCAUCAACGAUCUUGGGGCAGUGAUUAGCACAAAGAUGUUGGGGGACUUGGAAACGGCAAUCGCUUGCGACAACGCCAGUCUCUCCUUAAGAAAGAAAUCCAAAGAGGCGUCGGGAGUCUUUCUCGCCGACCUGGACGUCAGGGUCAAGGACAAGCCUAGACCCGAGCCAGAAGGAGACUUAGAGAAGUUUAGGGUUGGCGACUCCGAGGAGAAGUUCACUUUUGUCAACAGAAACCUUUCACACCAAUUGAAAGAACCUUUAAUGGAAAUGAUUAGGGCUAACGUCGAUCUCUUUGCCUGGAUGCCGGCCGAUAGGGGUGUUCAAAACCGAUCCGAACCGAACUAA
Arachis ipaensis is the source of this 1815-nucleotide messenger RNA. RefSeq lists its product as uncharacterized. Gene Ontology annotation, biological process: proteolysis. The record is from RefSeq and is a predicted model, not a curated record. Gene Ontology annotation, molecular function: aspartic-type endopeptidase activity. Lineage: Eukaryota; Viridiplantae; Streptophyta; Magnoliopsida; Fabales; Fabaceae.